Messenger RNA from Epinephelus fuscoguttatus (brown-marbled grouper), 5488 nucleotides. Its product is annotated as insulin-like growth factor-binding protein 4. Gene Ontology annotation, molecular function: insulin-like growth factor I binding; insulin-like growth factor II binding. Gene Ontology annotation, biological process: regulation of insulin-like growth factor receptor signaling pathway. NCBI's taxonomy places the organism in Eukaryota, Metazoa, Chordata, Actinopteri, Perciformes, Serranidae. Bases 689 to 1474 code for a protein of 261 amino acids. The transcript has 4 exons. Gene Ontology annotation, cellular component: extracellular region. The record is from RefSeq and is a predicted model, not a curated record.
AGCUAGAGAGUAAGACAGAGGGAGAGAGCUUUAGCCUGGCUUUUCUCUGCUGUGCCUUUCAGCUCCUCUCUCACUGUAGAAAGAGGCGUGUCCAUGGACCAGUAUAAAGUCCAAGGAGAGCCACUCGUGUUGAGCCAUUCUCAGGAGCGAGUCCUUUACACUGCACACCAGCAAGAGGAGGAAAUUGCAGCUGUUACUUAAAACGCUGCCUUCUGAUGACCUGCUUUGCGUUUGGACACUUGUAGACCAGAUUUUUUGGGGUUUCAUGAGACGGCGGGCGAGCCUCUGGACUCAAACUCGAAGAGAGAGCAAGACUCACCUGAACACAGUGGUGGAUAUCCUUCCUGCAACUGUUCAUUCCAACACAACAAAAAGUAGUUCUUAUCACCACUACAUUCGCCAGCCGAGCAGAUCACGAGCAGGCUCCAAUUUCUGCGCUGUGAAAUUGAAUCAGAGGAACCGAGAGGCAAUACAGCAGAGGCAUUGUAUCCCCGCAAUUGAAACACUAACCAGCUGACAAUAUCAAAGACCAUCCUGGACAAAGCGCUCCUCUCAGACCUCCCUUGUUUGCUCUAAAAUCUGCUGUUGAAGUAGAAAGUCAUCAAAAGCUGCACAACACUCAGAGGAGAGGGAAGCAAAGGGGAGCAUACACGAGGGCAAAGGAUUGCGUGCAGGUGCCGGGGCUGCCAUGGUGCGUGGAGGUGGCGUGGCAGUAGCUCCGUCCUGCUGGAGCCUUUGGGCAUUUGGCGCCCUGUCACUGGUGGCACUGUGCUUGUCGGACCAGGCCAUCCGCUGCCCGGUGUGCUCUGAGGAGAGGUUGGCCAGCUGCCGUCUGCCGGAGGGCUGCGAGGAGACGGUGAGGGAGCCGGGCUGCGGCUGCUGCCCCACCUGUGCCCUGGCAAAAGGGGCUCACUGUGGCGUCUACUCGCCCCGCUGUGGCACGGGCCUCCGCUGCUACCCGCCGCGUGGCGUGGAGAGGCCACUGCACUCGCUGAUGCACGGCCAGGGGGUGUGCACUGAUGAGAGAGAGGUGGAGGAGAACUCAGCAAUGGAGAGGCAGGAUGAGAUCAUCCCUGAGCACCCAAACAACAGCAAUAUCCGGUGCAGUCCACAGGACAAGCGCUGCAUACAGAAGACCCUGGCCCGACACCCUCCAAAAUCCACAAAUCAGAGGAGCAACACUGCCAGAGAGGAGACCAAGGCGGCGCUGGCUCCAUGUCGUGCUGAGCUACAGAGAGCGUUGGACAGAUUAGCAUCAAAUACACGCACACACGAUGAUCUCUUCACGAUUCCCAUACCCAACUGUGACAAGAACGGAGAUUUCCACGCCAAACAGUGUCAUCCUGCACGUGACGGCCAGCGGGGAAAGUGCUGGUGCGUGGAUCAGAAGACUGGCCUGAGGCUCCCGGGUCCGCUGGAGCUGCGAGGGGAUCUGGACUGCCACCAGUUAAUGACUGCUACCCUGAGGGAUUGAGGAGUGGAGUGGCAGUAGGGGGUGCAGGACCAGCUGAAGUCUACUGGUGCUUAUUAGUAGAACUACACGAGGAAAAGGACUUUGCUCUAAAGCCUCACUUCACCUGAGGCCAAUGGUACUUGAGCCUGCGCAACAAAAAAGGAAACCAUUGAAUUGAGUUCUUUUGCUAUUUUGUUUCUGUGUGUGAGAGUAUGUGAUCUCUGAGUCUUUUGAGCACUUGUUGUGUAUUGUUUCUACGAUGUGAACUUAAGACCGUUAGUCUUUAGACACAUGCGCUUUAAAGUUACAGGUGGCAGAAAAAAACCUUCCAAUAACAGUCAUAGUUGUGAUCUUUGUUAGAGCGCGAAAUGUGUCAUUUUCUCAAGUCUAACUUAAGUAGAGUAUUCAUGAAAAGUAAGAAAAUGCAUUGACCCCACCAGAUAAUCAGACCUGAGAUACAACAGGAGUUGUUUAUAAUAUUCUCUCUGGAGCACUAGAUCAGUUGGAAUCGCUGCAUCAGGACAAUCCAGACAGAUGAUCAAUUAAAGGAUCACGUACUAGUUUUUUCACACAAUUUGUGUAAUUGGUUGUAAAGUGUGGCUCUUAUUUGACUGUCCCAUAUGUCGUAAACCCCACCCAUCUGGUAAGUAGGUUAAAACAAACACGAGUCUAGUUCAGCGACGACACAAGAGCAGCAAUAAAAGAUGGGAUGAGAACAACAAAUACAUAAAAAAAAAAGAAACGGGAAACAAAGGAGUGCAACAAUCCCACGCCUUGAGUUACCAAAUGAUAAGCCAUAGCUUUUCACAACAUCAAGACCAAAGUGAAAAGUGAGAUUAGUUUGAACAACUGUAUCUCUGAAAGGCCAGAGUAGAUUUGCUUCAUCACCCCGUGGUUAACUCUGCUUCCUCUCUUUGCCGACGAGCUCUCUCUAGCAUCGUGGUCCAGAGGGACUGGCAGCGUAGCAGGGCUAGAAACUCUGUACACUGCUGAUAGGAUAAUCUUAUUUCUCCAGCUGGUGCUAAGAUGCCAGUGUGACUUUCAUGUUUGUAUGAAUAUGCUUCAACAUACAGGAUUUCUCUCCAAACAGACUGCUUGGCAGAACUUUGGUGGUGCUAUAUACUGAUUGUGCCAAAAUUCAAGACAAAAAAAAAAUGGCUUCUGCACUUUUUGGGCAUUGUUUAGGAUUGGAAGAGAAGACUGGGAUUUUCAGGAAGUGGAGCAAUUAGCAUCAGCAAGUGUGAGGAUCACCUAAAUGUGUGACCAUCUGCACUAGCUACCGGCAAUGGCUGCUUUCCAUGUGUGUAUUCAAUGUUAUUGUUAAAACAUAAAAGGAACAUCCCACAUUGGUGCUGCACUAUCACUGCAGCUAACUGGCUGAAAUGUUUUAUUGGCCAGCGUUGAACACUGCAGGCGUGAUGUGUCUUAAAUAUACAAGCAGAGUGUAAUAAGCUCCUGGCAGCAUAGCAACACCUAGUUAACAUGAAGCUAUGAAUGGAGGGGUGUAGCAGUAAAGAUAGCUUAAUGAUUAUGUGGAAACCAGAGUUUCCUCUGUCAACCUGACAGCGAUAGUUCUCAGUUUUCAUAUCGUCUGUGGGGCAUCACACUACUAAUUAAAGGAGUGUAUUACCAGUGCAAAAGACAUAGCUACUCAUCUGAUAUUUUAGAUACUGUAGGCAAGACUGGUAAUAUUCUUAUAGCAAUUUGAUUGUACUGGUGGUGUGUAUUAUGAGUUCAGGUGAGAGCAGCAGGUUUAAGCUAAUGCUGGUGUUUGUCACCAGCAGAUAUGGACAGCCUGCUCAAUCUGUCCCAUGGGAGACUAUGGUUAUUAUGAACUCAAGCACAAAUUCAUGUUGUGUAGAUGGACAAUGAUUAUUAGUGACACAGAACGACAUAAAUUUUAGCCUAACAAAUCAUCUGUGUGUAGAUUACGGUGCAGUAACGUCAGAUAUGUUAAAAAUAAAGUAGAUUAGAAUGAGACAGAUAUUCACAGCUACUGUCACACAAUUAAUUUUUAGUUCUUUGUUGGUUUUUGUCUCCACAUUCAAUUUUACCUCAAUGUCAGGUAAGCUUUAAAUAGGACUAUUUGAGCACAACACACCCGAGAUGUGGACUUGAGUCACAUGACUUGGACUCAAGUCACAAAUUUUAAAGACUUUGGACUCAACUUGACAAAAUCAAAAAAGAUCUGCAGUUCGACUUGGACUUUUACACCAGUGACUCCUGACUUCACUUGGACUAGAGCCAUCUUACUUGAAAAUACUUGAUAACUACCCCCAAGCCUAAAGAUAAAAAUAUGUUUUGUGUUUACACAAUUCAUUCCCAACAAGCUGACACUUAAUUCCCUAGAUGUGCUUUGUUUAAACCAAUCAAACAGCAUCAAAUCAAAUUGCAGGACAGAAGCAGGAAGAACUUCCAAGAAACUUGUUUUAAUAAAUAAACGUAAAAUGUAAUAGCUUUCAAAAUGUAACAUGACUUGUUUAGGACUAAAUACUCAAAGUUUAGGACUUGGCACCUGACUUGGGGCUUCAGCUCAAAGACUUGAGACUUAAUUGUGACUUACAAAACAAUGACUUGGUCCCACCUCUGCAGCACACUAAAGGGAGGUUCAUUCAGCUCCACACAAAAAAUAAAAAGUGCCAUGACACCCAUUAUUAUCAUUAUUAUUAUUAUUAUUAUUAUUACUAUUAUUAUGCAUUUUUUGCACAUUUUUCCACAUUGAAUUUGGUCUAUUUUGUUCCCUAAAAAGCAGUAGUACACAUAUAUAAAUUGUGGGUCACAGAAAAAUAAAAACCUCUAAUUUUGUUGCCUCUCUCAUUUGAUUAUUGUGCAAGGUAAAGGUAGUAAACCAUGACCUUUAGGUGUAAAAAGUAGUUGCUCUCCCACAAUAAUCUCAAUGCAGCUAACUGUGGACAGUUGAUGUGGGCCAGCCGAUUCCCAGAAUUAAUCUGACAAAUGUUUUCCCUUAUUUCUCUAAUGUAUCAUCAGACGGCACUUAGGGGUGUGAGGGUAAAAUACUUCAUUAUUUGUGCACAGAAAAACUUGGAGGGUGUGUUUAAGUGCACUUUGUCUUCUGCCAUUUUGCAACAAAACUCCCUUAAGAAAUUGAAAUAAAAAUCUUUGAAAGAAUAAUCAGUUUUCUGUAGAUGCACACCCUAUAUGAUUCAUCAUAACAACCUAUUCAAUCAAAAAAUUAUCUGAGGUAACUUCUAGUUUUGUCUCUGUGUUGGCCUAGAUAUUCUGUCGUAUCAGUCAGAAAUCCCAGUCACUGACAGGACUACAUACUAUGAGGAGUUUAAUCACUGAAACCAGUUGUAAAUUUGCUGGAGACAGUGUAUUGCCACUCCACUUUUACUGGUCACUAAAGAAGAAAUGUUUCCAAAGGUAGAUCACCAGAACACAGACGUGGUAUGGGUGGAGAGUCAUAGCUACAGCUUAAAUAUGUCAGAAACCAAAUAUCCUAAAACUCAUUCCAAAGACUACAGGCAAAGUAUCUGGAGACACCAAUACUCGUACAGUGAACUGCAUGCACACAAAAAAAGUUCCAGCAAAUCCUAUUUUAUCAUUCAUCAACUAAUGAAGUGUAACUAAACACAUUCAGACACAUUUGUUUUUGUUUAUUGUAAUCUGUGAGAGAGAUGGCAAAGGGUAAUGGCUUUGACUUUGUAAAAGGCCUUCUAACUACAUAAACGGUGUAUUUAAGCUAUAGUAUGUUGCUUGAUCUCUAACUUUGCUGUACUGAACUGUUAUUGCAUUUCUCGAGAAUAGACUGUUCCUGUUUGCCUUUGAUAUUAUCUAUUAAUGUGUAGAAGAUAUAAAGUAACGUUUGCAUGCAUACAAUUGGACUGGGGUUGGAAUGAGCGGAGGUUUGUGUAUCUUGUCCAGAAGAGGACCGUUAUACUAAAACACUGAAGUGAUCAAAGAACUGAAAUAUAGAGUUUCAACCAAUCAAAAUGAUCAGUCACAUUGUAAAUGUUUACCUGAUGACAAUGUACACAUUGUAAUACAUCAAUUAAAACACUUUAGAAACAAUAA